Anopheles darlingi is the source of this 698-nucleotide messenger RNA. Its product is annotated as zinc finger protein 706-like. The transcript is spliced from 2 exons. The record is from RefSeq and is a predicted model, not a curated record. Bases 115 to 348 code for a protein of 77 amino acids. Lineage: Eukaryota; Metazoa; Arthropoda; Insecta; Diptera; Culicidae.
CCCCGCACCAAAAAAACAUCGAAAAGUAGCCACGGGCUGAACGCGAAAAGGCACGUCUCUGUACAUAUUUUCCCAAAAAUCCUGGUCUCGAAGGUAGAAUUCUUCGUAGAAAACAUGGCCCGAGGACACCAGAAAAUCCAAUCGCAGCAGAAGGCGCAGGAGAAGCAAGCCAAGAUGAAAAAACAGCAGGGCCACGGACUCAGCGAUCAGAUGAAGGCAGCCCAGAAAGCGCUCGUGUUUUCGUGCGCCGUCUGCAAAUCGCAGAUGCCCGAUCCCAAGACGUACAAACAACACUUUGAGAACAAACAUCCCAAAAACGAGCUACCGGCUGAGCUGAAGGAUGUCUAAAUGCGAGAGGCUUCGUUUACCGCACAUGUCUAACGAUAGCAUCUUCCACCUUUGCUUUCGACACCGUUUAGGAAUUAGUGGCAGUGUGGAGGUUGCGUCGCUCUUCAUUUACUCCUUUCUACUACCUUUCUAUCCAGUGCUAUGCUAACACCCGUACAUCGUCACUUCGAUCAAGAUUUUUGUGGCUUGACAAACCUGUAGGGAUCCGGUGCACUGAUAGGCAACGCGUUACUUUUGUUUCGGCUGUCCGGGUGCGCUCGCUACCAUCUUUUCUUUCCAUCCAGUGCAGCCACACUUUGAUAAUCGUAUGAUAAAUGAAUAUUCUAAUAAAACCGUUGACAAUUUUUGAA